AAUAUCAUCGAGGCGGAAGUACAGGCGCGUCAGUGCGCGUGCAUUCAUUCAAACUGACUUCUGGGGCGCGCGCGGGGAAAGGGCUGUCUGAUCUCCUCGAGCACAAAUCCUCAUAAUAUCCGUUUACCGGGCGAUUCUGACAUCAAGUUUAAAGGCAUGAUGAUACAGGAGUGAAGUGCCUUGAGUGCCAAAACCAAAAUCGGCUGGAGGAUGUCGGAGGAUGAUGAUGGAGAGUUGGUGGAGGUCUGUGGAGGAGGGCUUCAGGCGGAGGUGGAGAGGCUGACAGCAGAGCUGCAGGAGGCCAAUGAGGAGAAAUUACAAGCUGCGCGGUAUGGUCUGGCCAUGCUGGAGGAGAGCGCUGCCCUGCAGAGCAAACACAGCCAGCUUGAAGAGGAGCAUGAAGCUCUCAAACUGGAGCUACAGGAGCUUCGAGAGGCCCUGGCAGAGUCUGUCAACAGUCAUAAGCGUGCGGCAGCAGAUGGGGAAAACCGAGAGGAAAGUCUCCUGCAAGAGACGGCCAACAAAGAGGCAGCCAUGGCCAUUCGCAUGGAUGAGCUACAGGCAGAGCUUAAACAGGCCCGUGUCAUGCUGGCCAAUGCCACAUCUGAAAAUGAGAGACUGGCUGGACUUUCCAUCCAAUUGAAGAAGGAUUGUGAGUGUUUGGAUGCGGAGAAGAUCCGUGUUAAAGAGCAAAUGAAGGAGUACAAGGCCCGAGAGGUGCAGCAGCUUCAAGACAACAGCGAGCUGGAAGAGGAGAACAUCUCACUGCAGAAACAAGUCUCCCUUCUUAAGGAGAACCAGGUGGAGUUUGAAUCACUAAAGCUGGAGAUAACUCAUAAAGAAGAAGAGUUGGAGCUAAUGAGGACGCAGCUGGAAGAGGCUGGACGUCUGCGAGAUAUCGCAGAGCGCCAACUGGACGAGGCCCUGGAGGCCCUCAAAGAGGAGAGAGAGCAGAAGAACAGCCUGAGACGAGAGCUAGCUGCCCUAAACCUCAACCCCUUUGACUCCAUCAGCCACCUGGAGAUACAGCUGGAUGAGAGCAAUGACGGAGAGAAGGAAAAGGAUGGAGGAGAGGAGGAGGAGAUGGACAGUGGAUACAACAAUUCCAAAGGCAUGGAGAAACACCGAUGUUCCACACCCAGAAACAGUGAUGUGUUUUUUAGACCUCAAGGUCCUGGGCUUGUGACCGACCUGCUGAGUGAGCUGCACCUGUCAGACAGCCAGAAACUCAAGCAGCAAGUACUACAGGUGGAAAAAGAGAAAGCCACAUUGACCAUCACUGUGCAAGAUCUCCAGCAGCAGUUAGUCCAAUCUAAAGAUGCCUUUAAUGAGCAACAGGUCAAGAUGGAUCAGCUCACCCAACGUUUGGAGAUCCUUCAGAGUCUCAAAGUCUCAACAAGCCCGGUUCCCAAGACCCUUGAGAACCAAGAAGCUGAAAAUGGCAUCAGCUACUACGAGGUGGAUGCCAAAAGCACAGAAGUAUUACAGUGCAGCAUGCAAGCGGCAAGUGAAGAGCUUGCGCGACUACGUGAGGAGCUGAAGGAGGUCGGCCAGCGCUCCAAAGCCCUGGAAGAGCGUUACAAGCUGGAGAAGGAAUGCUGGAAGGGUGAGGCACAGGGUCUCGCAGACAAAAUUCGACAGUGUAUCACCGCCAGCCGCCAGGACCAAGAACGAAUAGGACAGCUGGAGCGGGAAAUUGGCGCCACUAGGAAGGUCGCCACUGACUCUGAAGGCCAUCUCAGUGUUGCACAGGAGGAGCUUGUGGCAUUUUCCGAAGAGCUUGCCAACCUUUAUCAUCACGUGUGUGUUUGUAACAACCUAACACCCAGUCGAGUGACGCUGGAUUACUAUCGUGAUGAAGCACAACAAGGGAGAACGAAUAAUCACUCAAAACCACAGCAAAACCACUAUCACGGAUCCUUACGGAAGCACAGGCGGUCGGGGGAAAUGUUUGUGAAGGGAUCUCACACUGGGGACGUGGACAUAGGAAGUGGAGGUAGUGGAGAUACGUCCACCAGCUAUGGGAGUUGUCCAGGUUCACCUACACUAGACUUCAGGGACCCAACCAAUGUGCGCAAUCUGGUGGCUAUCAUACGUUGCCAGAUUAAACACUUAAAGGUGGCUGUAGAUCUGUGCAGGCAGCGUAACCCGUUGCUUUCCCCGACAGCAGACGGCAGCACCGACACAGACCGUGAUAUAGAGACACUGCUUGAGGAAGUGUUAAAACUGAAGUCGCUCCUGAGCACCAAGAGAGAGCAGAUAGCCACGCUCAGAACUGUCCUAAAAGCCAACAAACAGACCGCAGAGUUGGCCUUGACGAACUUGAAGACCAAGUAUGAGACGGAGAAGAGCAUGGUGGCAGAGACUAUGCAGAAGCUGAGAAAUGAACUGAAGGCCUUGAAGGAAGACGCUGCCACCUUCUCAUCUCUCCGGGUCAUGUUUGCAAGCAGAUGUGACCAGUACGUAACUCAAUUAGAUGAGAUGCAGAGACAGCUCGCCGCUGCCGAGGAUGAGAAAAAGACUCUCAACUCUCUCCUUCGAAUGGCAAUCCAGCAGAAGCUGGCGCUGACUCGUCGCCUCGAGCAGCUAGAAUCGCCCGUCUCCCCUCUCAGCAACGGCAGCAGUCCCCGUCGCUCUCGAACCAAACAUCUGACCAAAUCAGACCGAAGCCCAGUGAGACACAGCCCACGCUCCAGCCCGGUAUUAAUGACUGCUGUUCCGCAGAACCUGAGCGGCCACAUAAGGCCGCUGUCACGCAGCCAUCACUAUAAUCCAAGAUGAAAACCUCAUUAUCUCCUCCCUCUGUGCUUCAGUAUAUAUGUGGACCGUGUUCAUGUCCAGCUCAUGACCACUCUUACCCUGCAGACCCUGACCCCUCCCCAUCAUAGACCACACCUCAUUGGGUCUCUCCAUCUUUCUUGUGCCUCUCCCAUUAUCCCAUUUAGUUUUUGGAUCAAGUGAUGUUCUGCUUUAUGGCAUUAAAGCUCAACAUUAUGUUAUCACAUAAUGGUAUAUUAUUGGAACAUUUUAAUGAAUGGACGUUGUUGCACAUCAAAACACUCUUGAAGAUCAGUAUUGUUUUAAAUCUUAUUAUCUGUAACUGACAUGUUCUUAAGUUCAUUUGUUUUAGUUUUCCCCAGCUAGAGUUUUUCAGCUAUCAUGAAGGACAUUCCUCAGGUAUAACAUUGACAGUUACAUGUUGUUGCUUAUAUACAUGUAUGUGUCAUUUCAUCAUCUUUAACCCUUAUUAACUUCAUCAAAAGCUACAUUUUUAGCUCAUGCGCUGCUUGGUGAUGGUGAUAGUAGUUGCUCUGACCUUAAAUGAUAGCUACAUUGACACAGUGAAUCAUAUAUAACCAAUAUAACUCUUAACUAUGCAGAAAUACAAAGAUUUAGCUGCUAAUCAACUCAUGCAAAAACUGCCAGUUUUACUACCUAAAACACACAGGGUUAACUUAUUAUUGACCAGCACUGUUAGACUAACAUUAUUUUAUUAUGUAGGACAGAUGUAAAUUAUUCUCUCAGUUAUCUCACAAGAUAAAAUAUUGCAGGAAAUUAUGACCGGAUAUAAAAUAGUGCCUUAUUUUUGGGAGAAAAUUGUUUUAAUAGACUUCGUUUUGUGGAUAUGUAGAUAUUGUUACUUUCCUUUGCAAAUGCCUUGUUUUGUUGAAAUCAAAACAAGCAGUAUUAGUAUUACACUGUUCUUGUCAGAACUUUGUGUAUAUUUCUGUAUUUAAGACAUUGUGUGUUGAUUUGACAGUCGACACAUCCUAAAUGUAUCUAUUUUUUGUCUUUCAAUAUAUUUCUGUUUUAAUAAUGCUUCCUGUUUUCAUUUUUAGUGAUUUUCUUAUAUAUUUUGUUGUCAACCUAAAACUUUAUUGUAACAGGAAAAAUCUUGUGUGUAAAAUAUGUUGUGUAAAAAUAAAGCUGUUUCAAUGUU
Misgurnus anguillicaudatus (oriental weatherfish) is the source of this 3940-nucleotide messenger RNA. RefSeq names its product protein bicaudal D homolog 2. Gene Ontology annotation, molecular function: dynein complex binding; cytoskeletal adaptor activity; dynactin binding. NCBI's taxonomy places the organism in Eukaryota, Metazoa, Chordata, Actinopteri, Cypriniformes, Cobitidae. Gene Ontology annotation, cellular component: Golgi apparatus; cytosol. Gene Ontology annotation, biological process: regulation of microtubule cytoskeleton organization; protein localization to organelle; microtubule anchoring at microtubule organizing center. The record is from RefSeq and is a predicted model, not a curated record.